Molecule: messenger RNA, 966 nt
Organism: Pochonia chlamydosporia 170
Lineage: Eukaryota; Fungi; Ascomycota; Sordariomycetes; Hypocreales; Clavicipitaceae
Exons: 3
Coding region: 1-966 (321 amino acids)
Source: RefSeq, a predicted model, not a curated record
AUGGCAUAUGGUACGACUACCGACUUAGUGCCUUACUUUGAUACAAGCUGGGCUGUUCUUAGUACUAUUGGAAUAUGCCUUGUUUUUAUUGGCGUUAUGGUUGCUGGUAUCAGGGGCAAAGUUUCUGCCCUUAUCCUUGUGCCGAUCGUUGUCUCUGCUGGGUGUGCUGUAGGUAACGGAGUGCACUACUACGAGGCGUUUCUCGAGUGCCCUCCCAUCAAUCAAGCAGUUGCUUUAGUCUCUGCGGACAUUGCAUACACGAUCCAAGAAGCUGGACUCCCCUUCUACGGAUACAUAAUCCUAACCGGCUUUCUUGCUGGUAGCAGCCGUAUUAUCUUUUUAACUCUAUUCUGGUCGCUUAUGGUCGUUAUUCUAGCGAUUCGCACAGCUAUUAUAGUGAUUAACGUGCGAGUUAUACUCAACCGCCACCUCUCUCUAGCUCUCUAUUCCACUAUUAUUAGCCGCUUACACAUAGGCUACUUCCUACCCAUUGCGAUUACUGAGAGCAUAAGCGCUAUAUUCCUGCUUAAGACGUUCCGAUCCACGCUUCAGCAAUCAACAUCAUGCGGGCUAAGGGGCGGUAAACUAUUUCGCCAUCUUAUGCGCAGCACUGAGAUUCGCGUCGCCACGCUGGCCCUUGUCGGCAUUGCACGUACUAUAACAUUCUCGUUUAAUAUGAUUGGAAAUAACUCACCGGUAUCAAAGCAGCUUGAUACAUUUGUAUACUCAGUCGGGGCUCUGUUCCCUAUCGUUUUGUUCAUCGAUAUUAUCGCUACGCGCCAAGCGUACGACGACGACAGCAACGUACGAUGCAAUACGUUUGGUGGCCCUGCAGCAGUGGACCAAGCUGCUGGGAGUUCGGACCGUCCGGCGACGAAGAGCACCUGCGAGCACCAUGAAGACGAAAUCUUCGCCUCGCGACACGUCAUGCGCAAUGACGAGGUGUUGCGACAGCAAGCUGUCUAG